Molecule: messenger RNA, 1341 nt
Organism: Ilyonectria robusta
Lineage: Eukaryota; Fungi; Ascomycota; Sordariomycetes; Hypocreales; Nectriaceae
Exons: 1
Coding region: 1-1341 (446 amino acids)
Source: RefSeq, a predicted model, not a curated record
AUGGAAGCGCCAGAGCAUCCUCAGAAGAGUGGUGAAAAGAGAUUGGCGGAUCCUGACAACUCCCACGCCAACAAGAGGAUUCGACAACUCUCCCCAGCAAAGUUGCGUGACGAGCAGCUUGAGACCAAACAAGACAUUCAAACACGCAUGGACCUUUUUGCUGCGGAAAUAAAAACGCUGAAAGCUCGUCUUGCUCUUGCUACUCCCCGGACUAGUAAUGCCGCCCUCCCAAUUUCCACUGAUUUCAAUUUCCUCCGCGAUACUCAUGAAGAAAUAGGUACCGCCGAGACUCCCGCCGUCACUGAUCCAGAACCAAAGAUCAAGGUUGCUGGAAGCGAUGGAGCCGGUGCGGAUACCAGUUCCUCUGUGAACGCUGCCGAAAAGGCUGGUAAGACUGACGACAGUCGGCGCAAUGAGCCUUUCUUAUUCACAGCCGGCCAUUCCUGGACUAACUCUGCAGCUUCAUCUGAUGAUGGGUCAGUGUCUAUGGCAGAUUCCAUCUUCACGUCCCAACCACGUCGACGGCCAUAUGACCGCAAGGCCCGACACUACGGCCCUCACAGCAUGCUCCCUCCCCAAUACUACGGCUCCCGUAGAGAAUCACCUUUCGGAUCCCGCGACUCUCGCAGAGGAUCGAGUGCUCGGCACUAUGACUCUUAUAGAGGACCGACGUCAUCGGGAUACCCCCAGAUCCCCCGGGGAAGGACAAGAGCCCUCAGCACUCUCCUCUCGGGGAACUCCGUCACUGCUUUUACGCGACCCUCCGACUAUACGCGCGGUCGAGAUGAGCUUCAGCCAGGUACCAUCAUCUCUGCUCCUCACCACACCCAAGGCCGCUCCGACAUCGUUUCUGCGGAAGAUAGGAACAUGAUGUACUCAGAUUUCGGCGCUGUCCACUCAAAGUAUCGUAAGAUGAUCAUUCUCGAAACCUGGGGCGAGCAUUGCAUUUGCUUGCCCCUCUAUACUUACCGUGGUAAAGGCCUCGCAGGUCGUCGCGUAUUUGCUGCGGAAUACCUUAGCGUCCGUGACGAUGACCUACCUUACUGGGAUCCCAAAGAGUCCAGCGCCGAACCGCUAACGGCUAUUCGGGAUAAAAACUGGCCAAUAUGGAGCACCUUCAUAACGGGUCGAACUGUGGUUAAGCUGACGGAGAAGAUUGUUCACAACUAUGCUGACAAGUGCUCAGUCGAAGGACACAUCGCUCGUGCUGAUUUCCGGAGAUUGUACAAAACAUAUAUGGAGAUGGUCAAGUCUAAGGAGUGGGAGAUUCUCGGCCCCGAAACAGGAUUUAAAAAAGAGGAUCAGGAGUUGGAGGACGGCGAGAUUGUUGAGUAUCACUAA